AUGCUUAUAUGGACAGCCAAGGCAUUCCCAGAUCCCUUCGCAGGAUCCUCCUACGGCCACGAUACCCUCUCAAAGCUUCAUUGCAUCUUCUCACGAAUCAUCCUUUUCAUUGAGGACUACGUUUCAAAGGCCACAGACCCAUACCCACCUCGAGCGUACCUUGCGCUGCCCAAUAUAUCGGGUGGCGACAGGCUAUUUAAGGGUAAGACUGUGGGUAUCAAGCCCGUCUCUUUUAGUUCCCUAAUGGCCUCUGAAAAGCGUCGCUUCGUCGGAGCCUUUCUGAAGCAUGAGAUGAUAUGCAAGGUAUAUAACCCACAAGUCUGGAGCAUGUUGAAAGACACUCACUACGCUACUUUGCUUGCAGAAGAAGAAAAGAAGCUACUUUUCACAGAGCUCAAGGAGCUGUACUGUGUUCAUGAGUACAUGAAAGCUGCUUACGGGGCGAUAUUCGCACAUUGUCAAGAUUCUUGGCUCCCAGAUCGACCCGCCGUCUCCGCUUCAGAGGUAUCUAAUCCUCAAGGAUUAUUGGCUCCUACUAAGUAUGGACUGCUCUAUCCUGAUACGGUAUAUUUCAAUCCGGCCGCUUACUUCGAAGCUAUCAAUGACACACGAUUUGAUCGACUGCCAAAUCUUCUUCCCUACUUUGGACUGGACCUUCUCACAAAGAUACUCUUAUCAUUCAAGGCAGGACAGAAAUUCGCUUCUCCUCCGAGCCUUGCUCUUGGGACAUGGGCGAACACUUCUUCUCACGACACGAGGAGUCGGUUUCUCAUGACUCAGCCAUAUUCUUUCGGGGGCUACAUUAAGAAUCAUGCCGAAAACGUACCGCAACUCUUCAGCAGUAUAAUGGAUUCCACUGGCUCAUCAGCAGAGCACCUCCCGACCAUGGAUGAUCUGGAUGAACAACGCCGAGCUGCAAGCGAGGUAAUGACUCCAUCCUAUGAACGCCCCCGACGAAGAUCCAAAAAAUGGCAGGAUUGGUAUUCGGGGCGAAGUUUGGAGAGUCCACUGGAGCAGGAAGCAGUAGAAUGGGGUAGGGAAAUAGAGCUGGUGCCCUAUAACGCUGAUUCUCUUGGACGUUUCUUUGAAAAGCAAACCCAUGGCAAGAUCGCCACAUUUUGGCGACGGGAGGGGGAUAAGAACUGA
This is a messenger RNA of Fusarium vanettenii 77-13-4, 1146 nucleotides long. RefSeq lists its product as uncharacterized. Bases 1 to 1146 code for a protein of 381 amino acids. Lineage: Eukaryota; Fungi; Ascomycota; Sordariomycetes; Hypocreales; Nectriaceae. The record is from RefSeq and is a predicted model, not a curated record. The transcript is spliced from 4 exons.